AUGGCUUCUUUGCUGCAUCGUGAAAGUCAAGCUGCUGGCAGUUUAAGCAACAGUAGUAAGAAAACAAGAUCUUUCAUUAAGGUCAGGGAACGUGGAAAAAGAGGGGGAGGUAAAUUUGGUGCAACUACUCCACCAUUUAUUGACUACCUGAAAGAGAUUCUGCGUAGAUAUCCUGAUGGUGGCCAAAUUCUGAAGGAACUUAUUCAAAAUGCAGAUGAUGCUGAGGCGAAGGAGGUGGUGUUUAUAUUUGAUGAACGAACAUAUGGGACAUCAUCUGUGUUUAUGAAGGAUCUUAAAAAGUUUCAAGGCCCAGCUCUCAUAGUUUAUAACGAUUCUGUAUUCUCAGAAGAGGAUUGGCAUAGUAUACAAACUACAGGAAUCAGUAAAAAGCGUAAUGACCCCAGCAAAGUUGGCCAGUUUGGCCUUGGAUUCAAUACUGUUUAUCACAUUACAGAUUUGCCAAGUAUAUUCAGUGGAAAAUAUAUUGGUAUAUUUGACCCGCAAGAAAAGCUGUUUGGAGAACGGGAAGCUGGGUAUAUAUGGUCUCUUGAUGACCCAGAGGACAGGAAAGCUCUUGAACACUCUAGAGAUCAGUUCAGACCAUUCAGAUAUGCCAUGGAAGCGACUGGGACCAUAACAUGGACUAAUGCAUUAAAAGAACAUUAUUUCAAGGGGACUUUAUUUAGGUUUCCUUUGAGAACUGAACCUUCAGAAAUAUUAGACAACUUGUAUGACAAAACAAAGAUCUUUGAUCUAUUUGACUCCUUCCAAGCAGAUGAAGAUAUGAGUCUCUUGUUUCUCAGAAAUGUUACUUCAGUCUGUAUUAAGCACAUUGACACCAGUGGAAAUGUAAAGGUCCUUUUAGAAGUAACUGCUUUGCAGCCUGAGUAUAUCCCAUCUUUUAACAAUAACUUCAAUGUUGAAAGGCAGAAAGAAAUCUCCAGUGUUAAGUCUUCUACUUGCAUCAAAGCUAUUUCACAUCGCAUUGCAACAGAAGAACAUCACAAUUACUGGUUAAUAACAAAUUGCACAGGCAACACAGGUGUAUGGGCAAGCUUAGAUGAUUUGGCUGAGAAGUUAAGUUAUACUCCAUAUGUUGGAUUGGCAUUUCCAUUGACUAAAGGUGAAACCACAGAGGCUGAAACAAGAACAGACUUUGAAGGACGUCUUAGUUUCUUUCUACCACUCCCAAAUAAUGAGGCCAACAAGACUGGGUUACCUGUUCAUGUAAAUGCCUUCUUUGGACUUUCAGAUAACCGAAGACACAUCAAGUGGAUUGAAUCAGACCAAAGAAAUGAUGAAGCAGCCAAGUGGAAUGAGCUACUGAUAGAGAAAAUCCUUCCAUGUGCAUACUGUCAACUUAUCCUCGAUGCUAUUACACUGGCUGAAACCUCAGUGCUAAAACCCUCAUCAGUAUAUCGUUUAUGGCCAGACUAUGAAAAAAUGAAUCAUAAAGAACGUUGGGUUAAGAUAACUAAGGAAACUGUCAAACAUUUGCUGGGACUUAAUGUUCUUUGUUUGGCUGCCUGUGAAGAAAAGUGGAUAAGAGCUGACAAAGCUAUCUUUUUAGAGUGCUAUGAUCGAUGUGACAUAAGACAAGCGAUAGAGAAUAUUUUGAUAAAAGAGGCUCAACCUUUGGUUCGAGUCCCAAGCCAUGUGUUUAAAGCCAUAUUAUUCACUUUAGAAAAUAGAAGUUAUUUAAAUGUGGUCACUCCAACAUCUUUAAGAAACAUACUUCAGCAUUGUGAUUUGGACAGUAUUCCGUAUGAACAAAAAUUAAUGCUUCUGGAGUAUGUUCUAAGUGAUGAGCAAUACUGUUCCCUUAACAACCUUCAACUCCUACCGGUCAGCAAUGGAUCCUUUGUGAAGUUCCAAAUUAGCUCAUCUGAUGACCCUGUAUUUACUGACUCAGCCAAAUUUCCACGGUUGUUGCAUUUUGGGUGCUGUGAUGAAAGUUGGCAAGCUGAACGUGUCAUCAAGGAAUGUCAAGGCAGACAAGAGCUUAGCAGAGAACAAGAAAUAUUUUCAAAUCUCAUCUGCUUGGAUGUGAAUACAGUAAAACAGCACAUUAGGAAAGCUCUACCAGAUAAUUGGAUUGAAAAGGUUGGUCACGCAACAUGGGUCAUCUCAAAUACACAACACCCUCCAGCACACUGGCUUGCACAAUUUUGGGACUUUCUGAAUAAGAAUUGUAAAACUCUAGAUACGUUUGAAGGUUUGCCACUUAUACCACUCAGUUCUCUAAGGGACUGCAAGGACAGUGUCCAGUUAGCACAUUUGUCCAAGAACAUAACAAUUAUAUUUCAAAUGCAAAAUGGUUACAAGUUACCAGAUGCAAUUGCCAGUAUAAUUAUAAGAGUUGGAGGUGGUGUAGUUCAAAGCUGUGAUGAAUUUCUAAAGCAUCAGCAAUUGGCUCAGUAUGUGUUUUUACCAAGCCCAAAUAAUGUUUUGAAACUUUUUUUGAAUCUGGGUUGUGAGCAAGUACUAAAAGAGAUUGGUUCUAUGUCAAUUGAAGACAGAAGAUCAUUGAGAAGGUUUUUUGCUGAAGCAUCUGCAUUUGAUACUGAUGAGGUAAAUAUGCUGUUCAAGUUGCCAAUCUUUCAACAAAUGACACCUCUUAGAUCAACAAAUAAAGAGCUUAUUACAGCUGGAACAUAUGGAGCAUUGAGUAAUGAUGUUUACCCUGAGAUCCCAGAUGACAUGCCUUUACCCGAAAUUGUACUCAAGUGUGUUGAUGAGAAGGACAGGAGGCUCAUGUUGAUGAGGGGAAAAUUACUGACAGCAGCAGAUGCUGCAUUGCUUAUGUUGAAGGGAGUGGAAACUCAAAAGUAUGAACCAGAACAAAUUGAAAAGGUGAUGCUCUGGAUUCUAAAAAAUAGUGGAAUACUUUUUAAACAAAAACCAGAGUUAUUCAACAAAUGCAAAUCACUUCGGUUUUUGACAUCAAAGGACAGAGUUGUGCAGGCUUCUGCCUUAUUUGAUCCAAACAACAUCACCUUUCAGCAUCUCUUUCAGCCAGAGUAUCAGCACUUCUUUCCUCCUCCACUUUAUUCUAAGGAUGAGAAAAUUCUGGUGACAUUACAAAAGCUUGGGCUAAAAUCAAAAGAAGACAGUAUUUCACCUGAAGACCUUCUAAAGGUAGCACAAUUAAUAGACAGACAACACAGCCAAGCUGGUGAUAUUAACAAUAUGUGUAAAAAGGCUGAAGCUUUAAUUAAAGUAUGCAAUACAACAUCUGUUUUGGCCAUUUGCUCUUAUCAAACUGUGGAGCAGUUAUUGUCUUUACAUUGGGUACCCUGUAACAGUCUUCCAAAAGCAUUGACAGAAUGCACAAAUUUAAAUAUUGAUUUUAAUAAACCUGAAAAUGUAAGAGAUUCAAAAUAUGCCAACAUUAUUGGAUUAGUAAUGCCACUUACUGACAAAUUUACUGAUAAAUCCAGCAAAAUUUUGGGACUACUCAAUCUACCACCACCCAAGAAGGUGGUUGAAAAUCUUCUAUUCAUUGUUGACCAGGUACACACCAAUAGUAACUCAUCGCGCAACUUCCAGGCGGAUUUGCAAAGUAUCUAUGAGUACAUGCAGAAACACCUAAGUCAGUUUAAAACACUUUUGCUUACCAUAGAACAGCCAUGGAUCUGGAAUGGGUCUGGGUUUUCACAUCCUCAGCAUAUUGUUUUCUCCUAUCAUGAAGACUUAGAUCUCAGUUGUUACAUAAAGAGAGUCCCACAGGAAAUAUCCCAGUACAGAGAGUUACUGACUGAAUGUGCAGUGAAAACAUGUUUCAGUGAUGAUGAAAUUAUUCAAAUACUUUAUCACAUAAAAGAUAAUUUAGUUAAACUAAACUCUGGUUAUGGUAGCCCAAGUGAAUUAAAGACCAUCAUUUCCAUACUUGAUUGGAUGCGCAGAAAUAAUCUUCCAUUUAACGAUGACCUUCCAGUCCCUGUAAGGAAAGACAGCCAAGGUGGAUUCUGCUUAAAACCAUGUUCCAAGGCUACUUUUUGUGAUCUAGAUAAAGCAACACUGGAGGAUAUUAUCAAAAAUAAAAACAUUUAUGUUCUUCAUAAAGAAGUAAGUCUUGCAAUAGUUGAAUGGCUGAAUGUGCCUCCCCUAAGUAGCAAAGUUCUGAACCCUGACUUGAUUGGAAUUGAGCAAUAUGGACAGGUGGAACCCAUUACACUGAGAAUAAAGAACAUUCUGAAAGAAUAUGAUCAAGAACAUGAUCUCUUCAAAGAGCUGCUUCAAAAUGCUGAAGAUGCUGGUUCAACAGUUUGCAGUUUCCUGGUGGACAUGAGACAAAACAAAGAUGCACCUGAAAGUCUUAUUGAUCCUGGCAUGGCUUCGUGCCAUGGACCAGCACUUUGGUCAUACAACAAUGAGUGUUUCACUGAUGAUGAUUUUCACAAUAUAACAAGGAUUGGGACUGGUUCCAAGGAAACCCAAAUUGAUAAGAUUGGUAAAUUUGGACUUGGAUUUAAUUCUGUUUAUCAUAUAACUGAUGUCCCGUCAAUUCUCAGUGGAAAACACUUACUUAUCUUUGAUCCAAAUGUUACUCAUCUGAAGAAACAUAUCCAUUGUGUAACGAACCCAGGAAUAAAACUGAACCUUUAUGAACAUAAGAACUUAAUUCAAAAAUUUCCUGGACAGUUUAAUCCCUACAAUGGAAUUUUUGGAUGUAAUUUUAAAAUUGGCUCUGGAGAACAUUUCUAUUAUGAUGGAACUCUCAUUAGGUUACCCUUCAGAACACCAGAGGAGGCUGCAGUAUCAAGGCUUUCCAAUAAGUAUUAUAACCAAAAACACAUCAUGUCCUUGGUGGAAAGUUUCAAGCAAAUGUCAAAAGAUCUUAUCAUAUUCCUAAAGAACGUGAGAAAAGUUUCACUGAAAUUUAUCAGUGAACAUUCAGCUCAUGAAAACCAGAUAAUCUCUGUAUUCAAAAUGGAAAGACAAAUACUAAACUUAAUUGAAAUGGCAGAUAAUUUUCCAAUUAAAAAAAUGCAGCAAAAUGCUGUGAACCAUCUGGAAAGAAUGAACAAACUUUCUAAAGCAAUUAGAAGUUUGAGCACGUCAACUAUAAUACAGUUUACAGAAGAAACUAUAGAUAAUCCCAAUCACAUAAAAUAUUGGUUGGUUCAUUCAUGUUUUGGGAUGGCAAAAGCCUUACAGAUUGCUUGCAGUAAAUCAACAAACACUUAUUUUGCUCCUCCUCUUGGAAGUGUGGCCAUACCUCUUAAAAAGAAGAAAGAAACUGGACAUUGGACGCCAAACACUGAAGCUCAAGUGGGACAGGUGUUCUGUUUUCUGCCUCUUUCGCUUCAGUGUGGUCUUCCGGUUCAUAUUAAUGGAUCCUUUGCAGUUACCUCAAACAGGAAGAAUCUUUGGAGCUCUGGGCCAAAGGGAGAUUGGAAUCAAGCACUUUUGGAAGAUGCAGUUUCCACAGCUUAUGUUACAUCUAUUUCACUCAUGCAGCAAAUGUCACAGAAAGGAGAAUUUGAAAAUUAUGAUUACUACACAUUUUGGCCUAAUGUGAAAAAUGUUGAUAAUCAGUUUAGAGUAAUUGUGGAAAAUUUCUACAAAGCAGUUGCACAUGGAAUCAAUGGUGUUACAGUCAAAGCAUUCAGCAAUGGAAAAGACUGGUGCCCAAUCAACCAGGCACGUUUUUUAGAUUCAUCCAUUCUUAAAAACAGAAGAGUUGGAGAAUCCGCUGUUACUGAAUUUUCCAAAUUUCUUUCAAAACCCUAUAUUUCAGUUUACUUGCCAGAGUGGGUUAAACAAAGUUUUGUUGCCAGUGGAUGUGGCCAUUCCAUUGAGCAGAACACAUAUGAUUGGGAAUUGUUUUAUAAGGAAAUUAUAUUUCAGAAUUUAGAUGUUAUAAAUCCCAAAACCAGGAAUGAUUUUAUUAUGUAUGCAAUUGAUAUAAGGAAUUCAUCUAUUGAUGAAAUGUUAAGCAUAAAACCAUGCAUGCCAGUUAGUGGGAAGGAAGACCUUCAGUAUAUCAAAAAUCUUGUACAUCCAGAAGGCAAGAUAGCCUGUCUUUAUGAUGCAGAAGAAGGACGCUUCCUCACAGGAACUUCUGAAACUUUUCUCCAUCCUGAGAGAUUAUUAAGGUUAGAAAUGCUGGGGAUGGUAAAAGACAAAAUUGCUUUCCCUGAAUUACUUGAAAGAGCAGAGACCAUUGAACAGGUAUGGGACCUUGACAGAAACAAAGCAUACCAAAGAGUACGUCAUAUCUUGGAUUUGCUCAAAGACCUAAAUCAACUUAGUGAUGAUGAGCAACAAAGCUUACAGAAUGUGUCAUUUCUCCCUGCUUUUAUUCCACGUAGUCAGGAACAGAAUGUUUCUAUAGAUACUGUUGUUUUAACAAAAGCAAAAGAUUUGUACAGUUGCAAAUACCAAUCACUAGUGAACAUGACAGAAAUGGUUUUAGACAAAGAACUGCUGAAAGGAACCAAGUUGCCCACAGAAGCUGUUUCCUUUCUAGGUUUAAACAGACAACCACCCAUUAAGACAGUGUUGGAACAACUUAAGCAUGUGUAUACAUGCAAUUCUAUAGCAACCAGUGAUCUAAAAAGAAUGACUAAAGAAUGUUAUAUCUACUUAACUAAACAGCUAAAGGGAGAUCCAGAGUCAAGAAAGGAAAUCUACAAUGCUGCUCAAGAAUUCCCCUUUAUUUUAGUUCAUGGACAAUUUGUGCCUGUCCACCUGCUUGCGAGGAAGGUUUCAUUUGAUGCAGUUCCAUAUCUUUAUGAACUUCCCAAAGAAUAUGUGGAAUGUGAGGAAUUGUGGAAGUGCCUAGAGAUUAAAGAAUAUUUUAGACUGCAAGACUAUGUCUCCGUUCUGAAAAGCAUGUCAGAUAAAUACCAUGGAUCAAGACUGUCUGAUAGCGAUCUUGCUGUCUGUCUUAGAAUUGUAACAACUGGAUUCAUUGAAGCAUCAGACCAGGAAGACAUUUUGCAGAAUGUUCUCCUGCCCAAUCAGCAUUGUAUACUUCAUUCUGCUCAAACACUGCAAUACAAUGACACACCAUGGCUUGUUGUAGGAGAUGAUGUAAAUCUCUGCCAUAAUCAGAUAGCUAGAGAAACAGCUGUCCGCUUUCAUGUUCAGACAACUAAACACCGAGCCAUGAAAGUUUUACAGGUCAAAGACAUGUCCGUAUGGGCACAGGAAUUUGGCCAACAGGAAAAACUAACAGUACGCUUAAAAAAUAUCAUCAAAGCCUAUCCAUCCAAGAAAGAUAUUCUAAAGGAGCUGAUUCAGAAUGCUGAUGACGCUGAAGCCUCGGAAAUCCAUUUUGUUUGGGAUCCCAGAAAACAUGGCACCACAAAGACUUUUGGAGAGGAGUGGAAUACACUUCAAGGACCUGCAUUAUGUGUUUAUAAUAACAAAACGUUUUCAGACAAAGAUGUUGAAGGGAUACAGCAACUUGGAGAAGGUGGCAAGCGCAACAGUCCAGAGAAAACUGGAAAAUACGGUCUUGGUUUUAAUUCAGUGUACCAUCUGACAGAUUGUCCCUCUUUUAUGUCAGGUGACAGUUUGUUGUGUAUCUUUGACCCUAAUUUGGUUGUACUUUCCACAGCUAAGCCACAUUCUCCAGGUGGCAUGUUCACAGUCAAUGAGAAGUUUAAAAAUACUUUUGAGGAUGUUUAUAAUACCUUUCUCCCAUCUUUCUUCAAUCUUGAAGAAGGUACCAUGUUCAGAUUACCAUUGAGAACAGCAGAAAUGGCAGAAAAAUCAGAUAUCUCAAAGCAAGCAGUCACAAAAGAUAUAAUUUUAGAAUUGCUAGAGGUGUUGAAAGAUGAUUCUGAUAGUCUCCUUUUGUUUUUGAAUAACAUCAAGAAAAUUAGUUUUCAUAAAAUAGAUAAAAAAUCAAGCGAAUUGCGUGGACUGUAUACUGCAGAAGUAGACAUGUCUCAGGAAAGCACCAGGGAACAGGAACAUUUAAAACAUUAUAUCCAAAAAUGUACAGGUUCCAUGACUGCAGUAUCCAAAAUGGAAUCCCAUCAAGUAAUAUAUGAAAUGGAGAUUCGAUCUUCUAACAAACAUCCAACCAAAUGGAUUUUAGCAAACAAAGUGGGUGCUUCUAAUACAGAAGUAACAGAGUCAGUGCAGAACUUUUGUUGUAGCUUGGGUCAGAUACUUUUGCCUCGGAGUUCAGUUGCAGCUUGUACUAAUUGCAGCAGUUUUCAAGGUAAAGCCUUUUGCUUCCUGCCUCUGCCCAUUGAGACUGGUCUCCCCGUUCACAUCAAUGGAAACUUUGCUGUUGACUUUGCCAGGCGAGAUCUUUGGAAACAGGAUGGACAAAGUGGAAAGAUGAAAUGGAACAACUUUUUAAAAUUACACCUGAUUGCUCCUUUGUAUGCAGAUUUACUUGAUUACAUUCAGAAAAAGUUAGCAGGCAGCAAUGUGGAACCUCUAAAAUUUAACAAUUUAGAAUUAUGCAAAAACUGUAUUGAACAUGAUUACCUAUGGUUCUUCCCCCAUGUUUCUGAAGAUGUUCCUCAGGAAUGGCAAUUAAUGAUAAAUCAGGUUUACAGGUGCAUAUAUCAGAAGGGCCUUUGUCUGAUCCCUAUAAUGAAACAUGAAAGUAAUCAAUUACAUGCUGAGAAGAAGAGCAUUAACAUUACAUGGUCCACUUUGACUAAAGAAAAACGAGCUGAAGUUCCUCACUUUGUAACUGCUCACAUAACUGGGAAACUGACUGAAAUUUUAGAAAACAUUGGUAUGAACUUAGUGCUGCAAUCUGACUUUAUGACCAAAGUUUUAAAAAGCUUAGAAAGGGCUUGUAUGGAUGUAUUCGUUUUAAACCCAAGCACAGUCAGAAAGUUUCUUCAAAUCCAUCCACUGAACAGACUCGAGCUAACGAAGACUAACUAUCCCUUACCACUAAGCGAAUCCCUGAUUAAAGAUGGGACCAGAUGCAUGGCACUUUUGGACUACUGCCUCUCCGAUGUGAAGGAUGGAAAUUAUGGUAGUUUAAAUAGUUUACCACUGUUGGUCACACAAGAUAACAUGCUGGGAAAAUUUAAACGCAUCUCUCCCAAAUAUAUUUCUAAAUUUCAUGAUUUAUUUCCAGAAUCCCAGAAGUACUUCGCAAACUAUGAUGUAAACAAGAAAUAUAAAGACUUCUUAGUUGCAGCUGGAUUUUUAGAAGAGUUCACAAUUUCAAGGGCUGAACAAUUCAUCCGAAGCAAACUUGGGUAUAAGUUUCAGAUUAAUUCCACUGACCCACAACUAUGGCUGCACUGGACUGAAAAUGAGCAGUUUGUAGAAUGGCUGAAAAAACUGUGGAAGUAUUUUGAGAGCCAAAUGAAGAGUGACGAUGAUAAGGAAAGUACAGUUGAUAAACUUAAGUUAUUAUUCUCAGACCUUGCAAUCUUACCAGUGAUAUGUCCAAGUUAUAGUGACCAGCCCCUCCUUGCACCCCUAGGAUCACUACAUAGUGUUAUCUGUGAAAUGACCCAAACUAGUGUAGCACGAAUUUUACUAAAACUUGGAUUUGCUAAAAUUGCUGCAGAUUACUUUUCACUAAAAGUAAUGUUUAAUUUUAUUAGACCGAAUUCCAUGAAAAUUGAUGACAAAAACUCCAUUUUACAACACCUGCGUCUGACAAAAUUAAACUGGAAUAAUUUAAAUGAGUGGGAAGUAGAAUCCAUUUUAAGAUUCCUUCAUUCUGGAAUUGAAGCAAGUGAUGAUAAACUUAAGUAUCAAGAACAAUUAAAAACACUCCCACUCUUUGAAACAAUGGAAGAGACAUUUGAAAGUAUUGAAAUGUACAAUAUAAUUUAUAUUCUAAAUACUCAAUUCAGUGAAACAUUUCCACAUUUGUAUAAAUUAGACAGUUCUUGCAUGUUUUUGAAAAGAACAAGGAUAAACACUGAGGUAUCAGAAGAUUUAGGUAUUCAAAUUAUAGAUGAUCUGCAGUUCUUUAUGGAUUACAUUCUUCCAAAUAUUGAACAAAUAUUUAGUGAUCAAAAAUUGGAUGUCCUACGCCUGUUGUACAAUAUAAUCUGCUGUUAUACCACAGCCUAUGAAGUGAAAAAAGAACAAAUUGUGUCUGGUCUGAAAAAUAUAAAAUUGAUCAAAGCUAAAAAUGGAAUAUUUCAAAAGGUUUCAUAUUUCUAUGAAAAUAGUGGACGGUUAUUUAAAAUUAUGAUUCCUGUAGAAAACUUUGUUCCUGAGAAUUUUUUUAAAGAUAUGGGAUGCCACAUUGAUGAUUCUAAUUUGAACAAAUUGCUCAAGGAUUUGGGAUUAAAGUGCACUGUAUCUUCAGAUGACUUUAUUGCUUUUGCAACACAAGUUUCAGAAGAAGUUAAACUGCAUGUUCCUUUGAAAGAACUAAUUGAGAAGAGUGAAGCUUUAGUCACAUACUUAUGUAGCAUAAAUGAGGAAAACCUUCAAAAGAAUUUUUAUGAAAAAGUUGCAAGUAUUAAAUUUGUUUAUCCCCACAAAGUUCGGGAGAGUUUGCGGAGCUUACAUUCUCCUUACGCAGAAGGGAGGAAUUUUGUUGCUUUAAGUGAUUCAUUAGUGAAACAACGGGAUGAAGAUGAAGAACUAGUUUGGACCUCGAUGCCAAUCCUGCCAACUAAAUGUAGUCAGUCAAGAAAUAAUAUAAAUAGAUUAAAAGCUGCUGGUGUUAUUUAUAGUCCUCCAGAAAAUGUAGUUAUAGCAAAUCUUAGGAAAAUAUGCUUAGCUCCCUGCAAAAACCAGAGUGUUAUAAAAACCAGAUCAAAAGUUCUUCAAACUGCUUAUGGCUUUCUUCAAAAGCAUGCAUUUGAUGUCCAAGCCCUGAAAGACCUUCCCAUUGUUCUUGUAGAAGAGGAUUCUAAGCUGGUAAAAAUCAACCAGGUGGUGUUCUCUUUACAAAAUUAUCUUGAUUUUUCUCCUUAUUUAUAUCGGCUUCCCCCCCUUCUAGCUCCAUACCGUGAGUUUUUCCAGAAAUUAGAUGUUGCUUUGGAACCAUCAGCUUCCCACCUCACCCAAGUGCUUUGGUGUCUUUAUGAAGAUUCCAGAAAAUGUAAGAGCCUAAACGAAAACCAAAUGACAACCAUGAAACGAACUUUGUAUUUUUUAUUUACGCUUCUGGAAUCCAAACCAGAGGAACGAGCCCUUGAGAAACUGAAGCCAUUGUAUCUCCCAGCAAGUGACAGCAUUCUGUAUCCAUCAGAAACAUUAUGUUUUAAUGACAGGAUUACUACUGGUUCCAGACGAGAUGCCAAUGCUCUAAAAGAAAAGUUUAAUUUUCUUCUAGAUCUAGGUGAAUGCUAUCUUAAUCCCGAUCCUCAUAAGCAGAUAAAUCUUAUACAAUUUCUACCUGAAGAAAUUCGCCCCAAGAUGCUUUCACAGUUAACAGAAGAAGUACUCAAUGAAUCAGUUCUACGUAUUUGUCCAUAUGGAGAUAAUUGUGCAUUCAGAAAUGAUUUUCACAAGCUCCUUGUGUCUUCUAGUUUUAGAAUUGGGUUGGCGAGUUUGUUAAAGGGUCAGUGUAGUGGAGAGUUGUCUGUGAGUGACAUUGAGCAUGGCUGUGAAAAUGUCUUUUCCAAAAUACAAAUUAUUUGCUGUGAGAAGCUGGAAACUAUCCUUUGUUUAGGAUCAAAACAACUGAGUAAUACCAGCAUUGACAAACAAGUGUACACUAAGAUGAACAAUAUGGGAAGUGGUGUGGUUUACCUGGAACACAGGGAUAAUGUACCAUUCAGCAUGAAAACUGUCAUAAUACAUUCCCUGGCCACAGAGAUUAAUUUACUCUUGAAGAAUGCAUUAAACAAAGAUUCACUGUUAAUCUUAGUAUUGAUGUUAAGCUGUGAAAAUCCACAAGACAUCCCGAAAGUGCUGGAAGGUAAAGGCAUCCACACUGGCAAAUUAAAGUUUGAGGUUUCAAUGGACCUGCCUAAUCCUGGAGAACCAAUUCCUGAAGAACUAAUUCAUACACUAGAAAUGGACAUUACGUAUAAUUUCAGAGCUGGUGAGUAUGUAGGUUAUAAAGGCCCCACUUCCAAUGAAUAUCUAUAUGCCAUUUUUAUUGAACAAUUGAGCACAGAAAGGUUUUUCAAAGAUAUUAGAAUGCAAAAAUACAAAAUAAAAAUAGGACCUGACUCAUUUAUUGUAGUCAACCAUCUUGAUCUGUAUAAGUUCACUCAACAAAAAGUGCCUGAGGAGGUGAGCCAGAAUCUUGCUGUAUUAGAUUUACCAAAGGAUAAACAACAAACAUGUGGUCAGAAAUAUGAAUCUUUUGACAACAUUAAGAAAGAAAUUCAAGAAUACCUGAAAGAAAUAAGGAAUCUUCCGAGGGAUGAGAGACAGAAGGCAAUUCGUCGUCUUUACCUUAAAUGGCAUCCAGACAAAAAUCCAAACAAUAUUGAAGUGACAACCAAGCUGUGUUACUUUAUUCAAGAGAAGGUAAAGCAGCUAGAUAUAAUCAAUGCUGAGAAUGAAAGCAGCUCAUCAACUUACAAAAGCUCCUUUUCUCAUAAAGAGGAAGAUUUUUCUUCUUUCUUUAACCAAUGGAAUAGUGAAGCAUCAAGGCAUAAACAGAGCCAUUCACAGCAGAAAAAAAAACAGUCUGCAAGUGAAUUUUGGUCAUUUCCAAAGAAAAGUCAGUCCAACCCAGAAGAAGCUCAGAGAUGGUUGAGACAAGCAAAAUGUGACUUUAAAGCAGCACCCAAUGACCUGCACUGCACUGGUCAUGACUGCACUACCACCGAAUGGCUUUAUUUUAAAAUCCAUCAAGCAGUGGAAAAGGCUUUAAUAGCUGCAGAGUACAUAUAUAGUGGAAAAUGUGUUAAUGACCAUAGCAUUACUUUGCUUGCUAGCCACGUAUCUAGAUAUAGCACAAAACUCUCAGACCUGGAGAGGAUAGUAAUUAAACUUAGCGAGCAUGGGGUAGACAGCAAGAAGACCCAGUAUCCUAACUACCACUCACAACCCCAUGUUCCAAAUGACCAGUUCAAGACAGGGCAUGAGCAGGAGGUUCUGAAUUUAGCACAAACAGUGUUGGACUGUAUUGAAGACUAUAUCAUGAGUAAUUCAUAA
Molecule: messenger RNA, 13023 nt
Organism: Stegostoma tigrinum
Lineage: Eukaryota; Metazoa; Chordata; Chondrichthyes; Orectolobiformes; Stegostomatidae
Gene: sacs2
Product: sacsin
Exons: 9
Coding region: 1-13023 (4340 amino acids)
Source: RefSeq, a predicted model, not a curated record